AGAGAGGGGCGGGUCUUGUCUGCGCCGUGGUAGGAUUCACGACCUGGGGGCGGAAAACCACGAUGGAGCGGCAAAGACGGGCAGUGGCGUAGCUUCAGCUGGGGACUGAGUUGCAUUAAAACCUCAUCAGCUUGUACACAGUAACCGAGGACGGAGGACGGCACGAUAUGCAGUCAUGAAGCGGGUUCGCACGGAGCAGAUCCAGUAUGCCGUGGCUCAGUACCUGAAGCGGAGGCAGUAUGUGGACACCGAUGGGUCCCUGAAAGGAGCCAAGCUCUUCCAGUCAGCGGAGGAGAUGGCUGCCAGCCUCACAGUGCAGACAGAGUCGGGUUGUGCCAACAUCGUCUCUGCAGCUCCCUGCCAGUCUGACCCACAGCAGUAUGAGACUCAGUACUCCAGACUGCGCUCCUUUCUGUCAGAAACAGAAAUAUCCUGGGCGAAGGAGGUGAGCAGCAUCCUCUACCCGCUCUUCGUCUACCUCCACCUGGACAUGGUGCGCUGCGGCCUGAAGGGGGCGGUAGAUGGCUUUUACAGUCGUUUUCACAGCACCUUUCUUCAAGACAGCGAACAGCGUGCCACCGUAGAACAGCUCCGCCAUGUUCUCACCGCUCAGGAUGUUGCAGCCAACCCCAAGCUCAGUGCUUUCCUGGAGCACAAGUACGUGGUUCACCUGACAGAGCCGGCCUACAGCUACCUGCUGCGUUACCUGCAGAGUGAGGACAACAGUGCCAUCUGCAGGGCCCUCAGCACACACCUACAGGUGGAGGUCACCGCCUCCAGGCGUACAGACUACCAGCUGUACGGAGCUGCCAGCGGGGCGACUGCAGCCACAAACUCGACCUCCUCCUGGGCUGGAGUGGAUGGGGCAGAUGGCGGUGAGGGGGUGGAGGUCCCCGCAGGGAUCCCACAGAGCGAGGCGGCCCUGGAGGCUCUGCAGGACUGCAUUAAGAAAGUCCGUGAGGGCCCCCCCACGCUCACCACCGUGUGCUUUUACGCUUUCCACCACACAGAGCAGAUGUUGAACACUGCAGAAGUCUCGGCCGACAGCCGGCUGCUGGCCGCCGGCUUUGACAGCUCCACGGUGAAGCUGUGGAGCCUCCGAGCCAGGAAGCUGAAGGCCAAACCGCAUCAGGCUGACGUGUCACGCAUCCACCUGGCCUGUGACGUACUGGAGGAGGAAGUGGAUGAAGAAGACGGGUCCGGCAGCGAGAUAAAGACACUGCGAGGUCACAGCGGCCCGGUGUUUCGUACUGCCUUCCUGACAGACGGCUCCGGCCUGCUCUCCUGCUCUGAGGAUACGACCAUUCGCUACUGGGACUUGGGUAACUUCACCAACAUGGUGCUCUACCAGGGCCACGCUUACCCAGUGUGGGACGUAGACAUCAGCCCCUGCAGCCUCUACUUUGCCAGCGGCUCCCACGACCGCACGGCCCGCCUCUGGACGUUCUCCCGCACCUACCCGCUGCGGCUCUACGCCGGGCAUCUUGCAGACGUCGACUGUGUCAAGUUUCAUCCCAACUCCAACUACCUGGCCACCGGCUCCACAGACAAGACUGUCCGGCUGUGGAGCACCCAGCAGGGGGCGUCUGUCCGCCUCUUCACCGGCCACCGAGGCCCGGUGUUGUCACUCGCUUUCUCACCUAACGGGAAGUACUUGGCGUCCGCCGGCGAGGACCAGAGGGUGAAGCUGUGGGACUUGGCUUCGGGGACGUUGUUCAAAGACCUGCGGGGACACACGGACAGCGUCACCAGCCUGUCUUUCAGUCCAGACAGCAGCCUGGUGGCGUCGUCGUCUAUAGACAACUCAGUCCGGGUGUGGGACAUCCGGAACUCCCACGGCGGGACACCAGCAGAUGGCUCGUCCGGUGAACUGGUGGGACUGUACACUGGAAACACCAGCAACGUGCUGAACGUCCAGUUCAUGGCCUGCAACCUGCUGCUGGUGACGGGAACCGCACAAGAGAAAACAGAACAGUAGCUGCAGCUAUCUGGUUUUUGUUUAUUUUUGAGAGAAAAGAUUGAAAAUCUCCAGAUGUUUGUUUGCGGACGGGGUCACCAGUCAGGCUGUUGUUUUCUUCCCUGAGCCAACCACGGGGAAGUUAAAGUAACCACCUGCACAGGAUUUUUGUUUUCCUCGUUAGUUGUUGGCAUAGAAAAUAAUUUAAUUUGUCUUUGAUGGUAUUUUCUAUUUAUCACUAUUAAAGAAUUCCUGUUUCUGGUGUACCUGAUGAUUAAAAAGCGUAAAGCUCUGAUGCCUUGGUGGUCAAAAACUGUUUACUCUGCUGUCAUGCACAAGUUUUAUAAAUAUAAAAGCAGCAUAUAUAAUGUGACUGUAAAAUAGUUUUUCCUGUUGCAUACAUAGAGAAUACGAUCCCUAUACACAAGUGUUUGUGAUGAUGACAUGCAGCUGUGUUUGUUUUGUUGGACAAAUUCACAUCUACAAGAAGAAAACUUUCAGAAAUAAGGAGAAUAUGUGAUGCAUUGAUGCCCGUAGAGUUUGCUGACUGUAUUGAGACGUCUCAUGGAUCAAAUACAAAAGCUGAACAUUAAAAUCACUAGAGCAGGAGGUGCUUGUUUUCACAGCAGCAGUGAAUGCUGUUGGUUUGUCUAUGAAAGUAUAAAUGGACUAUUUGAGGAACUUUCUAAGAAUCAAACCUAUAUUUUUCACACUGUCCUGUGAGUGGCAUUAAGUGUACGAUGCUUAAAGUGUAAAUAAACUGUAUAUUUAAUA
Molecule: messenger RNA, 2731 nt
Organism: Micropterus dolomieu (smallmouth bass)
Lineage: Eukaryota; Metazoa; Chordata; Actinopteri; Centrarchiformes; Centrarchidae
Gene: taf5l
Product: TAF5-like RNA polymerase II, p300/CBP-associated factor (PCAF)-associated factor
Exons: 5
Coding region: 176-1978 (600 amino acids)
Biological process (GO): regulation of DNA-templated transcription
Cellular component (GO): nuclear protein-containing complex; histone acetyltransferase complex
Molecular function (GO): protein binding; transcription coactivator activity
Source: RefSeq, a predicted model, not a curated record